Telopea speciosissima is the source of this 2547-nucleotide messenger RNA. RefSeq names its product LRR receptor-like serine/threonine-protein kinase EFR. The transcript has 6 exons. The record is from RefSeq and is a predicted model, not a curated record. The coding region runs from base 1 to 2547 and encodes 848 amino acids. Gene Ontology annotation, biological process: protein phosphorylation. NCBI's taxonomy places the organism in Eukaryota, Viridiplantae, Streptophyta, Magnoliopsida, Proteales, Proteaceae. Gene Ontology annotation, molecular function: protein kinase activity; protein binding; ATP binding.
AUGAGUCUAGCCAUAGCAGGGAACAACAACAACAACAACAACUACAACAACGAGACAGAUCGAUUUGCUUUGCUGGAUUUCAAGAAGCAAAUUUAUGAUCCUUAUGGAGCACUAAGUUCUUGGAACGAUGCCAUCCAUUUCUGCAACUGGGUUGGGAUCACAUGUGGCCAUCAUCACCGACAACGGGUUAUCGGUUUGUAUUUACGAGGGAAGGGCUUGGGAGGUAACAUAUCUCCUUCCAUAGGGAAUCUCUCUUUUCUUCAUUCCCUCGACAUUGCAAACAAUAGCUUCCAUGGCAAAAUCCCUCAUGAGAUCGGUAAUCUGAUUCGACUACAGUUCAUUGUUCUUCCUAACAACACCCUCGAAGGAGAACUUCCUACUAGCUUGGCCAACUGCACUCGUCUAAGACAAAUUGAUUUCUCCUAUAACAAACUUGUUGGGAAGAUUCCAGGAGAAAUACCAGCUUCUUUAGGGAACAUUUCCUCCAUCCAAAUUAUCUCUUUGAAUUGGAAUACACUGCACGGGAACAUUCCAAAAUCCUUUGGUCAGCUAACAAACUUAUACAGUCUAGGACUUAGUAUAAACAACUUAUCUGGUAUGGUCCCUUUUUCUCUAUACAAUCUCUCAUCUCUUGAAAUAAUUUCCCUUGCAAUCAACCAACUCCAUGGGAGCUUUCCACGAGACAUAGGCCUCACCCUUCCAAACCUCAAAAGACUAGCAAUUGGAGAGAACCUUUUCUCAGGGAGAAUUCCAAAUUCCUUCUCCAAUAUUUCAAAACUCGAAGUACUUAGUAUCACUGAUAAUAGUUUUGUUGGACCCGUCCCUAACAACUUAGGAAAUCUUCAAAACCUUCAAUGGCUCUUUAUUGGAGAAAAUCAAUUUGGAACGGGGGAAGCUGAUAAUGAUUUAGAUUUUGUAGAUUAUUUGGUCAAUUGUACAAAUCUAAAAAUUUUGGACGCAAACACCAAUGGUUUUAAGGGUCCUCUUCCCAACAUUAAAGCCAAUCUCUCAACACAACUCUCAAUGCUUCUUUUGGGUCAGAAUCAAAUAUUUGGAACCAUUCCUCUUGGGAUUGAGAAUCUCUCCAACUUGACCAUGUUGGCCUUGGAGGAGAACUUUCUUGAAGGUAAUAUUCCGUUUGUCAUAGGGAAGCUUCUGAAGCUACAAAGAUUAUUCUUCGGUGGAAAUAGACUUUCAGGACAGAUACCUUCCGCUAUAGGCAAUCUCACUCUUUUGUAUGAACUCCAUUUAGAAGAAAACAACUUGAAUGGAAGCAUUCCUUCCAGCAUUGGAAAUUGCCACCAGUUACAGUUCCUAACCUUAUUGUCUGCAGAAAUUCCCUCCUCCAUUGGUGAUUGUAAUAGUUUGGAACAUCUUUAUAUGGGAGGGGAGGUACCAACAAAAGGAAUCUUCGGAAAUGCAAGUGCAAUUUUUGUGAAUGGAAAUGAUAAGCUUUGUGGUGGAGUUGCGGAGUUACAUCUGCUUGCAUGCACAGACCAUGGAUCUAUGAAACGAGAAAAGUCCCAUGCUUUUAGAAUAGUUUUGGCGAUAAUCGGUGUGCUUUCAUACAGAGAUCUCUUCCAAGCUACUGGAGGAUUUUCUUCAGCUAAUUUCAUAGGUUCUGGUAGUUUUGACUCUGUAUACAAAGGGAUUAUCGACCAAGAUGAAACUAUUGUUGCAGUCAAGGUACUCAACCUUCAAAAUCCAAGAGUCUACAAAAGCUUUAUCGCUGACUGCGAAGCAUUAAGAAACAUUCGGCAUCGAAAUCUUGUCAAGAUUUUAACUUCUUGUUCAAGUAUUGAUUCAAAAAGAAAAGAUUUCAAAGCCCUUGUUUAUGAGUUCAUGCCCAAUAGGAGUCUAGAUGAUUGGUUGCACUUGCCGGUGGAGGCACAUAAUCAUUCAAGAAAUUUAAACCUUCUUCAAAGAUUAAACAUCGCAAUUGAUGUGGCUUCUGAUUUAAAUUACCUUCAUUAUAAUUGUCAUGCUCCAAUUGGUCAUUGUGACUUGAAGCCAAGCAAUGUUCUACUUGACAUAGACAUGAUUGCACAUGUCAGUGAUUUUGGUUUGGCGAGGCUACUUUUGGAACCUGAUGACAAUUCAUCUGAGACUCAAACUAGCACCAUUGGGAUAAAAGGAUCUAUUGGCUAUGCUACUCCAGAAUAUGGAAUGGGUGGAAGGGCAACUAUACAUGGGGACGUGUUUAGCUAUGGGAUCCUUUUGUUGGAGAUAUUCACAGGAAAAAGGCCAACAGAUCAGAUGUUUACGGAUGACUUAAAUCUCCAUAAUUUUGCAAAAGCAGCUUUACCCGCACAUGUGAUGCAAAUUUUAGAUCCAACAUUCCUAUCCAGGGAAAAACAAACUGAAGAAAUUGAAGAGGUCGUUACCAAUAGGAUGGAAGGUCCUAGUCAUAGGACAGAUCAAUUGCAAGAUUGCAUAACGUCAAUAAUUGAAAUUGCAGUCCAGUGCUCCAUGGAAUCCCCAAGAGAACGUAUGCGCAUGAAUGAUGUCGUGAGGAGAUUACAUUUAAUCAAAGGAAAAUUUUCUUGA